AUGAAAUCAAAAUAAAAGCUUCUCAUUGAGCGAAUCUCUGACUCCUCUUAUCCACCUAAACCUUUUAAGCAGCUUCCCUAAAAAUCGAAAGAUUUCUCACUGCUAACUAAUCAGUUAUCCCCCAAAUGCUAGGUAUAAUCUACAACAUCAAAUUCUGCUUUCUUCAAUCUCGACAGCUCUAGUUUAUUAAUAAAGCCACCAUUCAAGGAGGAAAAAGAAAUCAGCUAGAAUAACUCUAUUGCCAAGAAGCCUCAAUUCAAAGCAGCCUUUAUCUCCUCAAAAGAGAGCCCAGAAAAUAAACUUAGCAUUCAGAAAAUUAAGUCUAUUCCUAAAGCAUUGAAAAUUACUAACGUAAUAUCUAAGGAAUCUCUUCUGCCGAGGAAGCUUGCUCCUCCGUCAGGAAGAUAAAAAAAGUAGAUGUCUGUCUACUCUAGCAGUUACCACGGAAAUUCUGAUUCAAAGUAUCUUCUUAAUAAGCAUUUUGACAGACUAACUACUAGGAUUGACAAGAAAUUUAGAGAUGACAAAAAGCCAGCUAGCACAUAGAAAAGCAGGACUUUAAUAACUGAACUUAUUAUUGAAAGGGUAAGCAUGCCUGAGAGCUACAGAUCCCCAAGAUACUAAAAUGAUAUUACUCUUAUUAACCUUACAGAAUUUAAUGCUUCUAAUACUUAAGGAAAUUAUGAACCUCGUUUAACUUCUCCCAAAACAAGCACCAGAUCAAUCAUAAAGAGAUUCUCAAAUUUACAGGACAAAAGUUGCGGCCGCAAUACUUAGCCACAGUAUAUUGAAACUUAAGAAUCCAAUAAUACUAAUGCAACUGGCACUGGCAUGGCUUAAAUCAGUGUCUCGAAUGGAAAUUAAUCAGAGUAAUUUGAUAUUUCUCAUCAAAGUUCUUUGAUUGCUGGAGUUGAGGCUCUUAGUUAGAAACAGAGUUCCACAAACUCUCAAAAUCUAGCUCAUUAAGCAUCUGAUUUAUUAAAUAGCUAAACUAUCCUUGGAAUUAACAGAACGCUCAGCUUUUUGAAAGGGAAGCUGUAAGAAAGCAAAGGACCGCAUCAUUUAAGAUCAAAGAAGAGAUCUUAAUGUGAUUGCUCAAAGCAGCAAUACUAUGAUACAAGCAUGUGUGAAAAUUGUUUGAUUUGGAUUCAGAUUAUAAAGAACAAAACGAGGCAGAACUUUGACUUCCAAGUAAUAAAGAAAAAAUAUGAUCAACUAAAUGACAGGGAAAUGGUAGUAGAUGAUGAAAAUCAAAUAGCAAGAGAUCUUUUUAGAACAUUUUAGGAUAUACCAUAUUUUUCUAAAGAUAGUGAUGGCUACGAGACUCUGAAUAGAGUCUUAAUAAAUCUGUGUAAAAUUGAUUAAAGCAGAGGCUACAUUCAAGGAAUGAAUUUUAUUGGGGCUUGCUUGCUUCUGCAUUCAGAUGAAGUUCUAACAUUUUACUUGAUUGAGACACUUCUUAAAGAGUACGAACUUAAUCAAGUUUAUGGAUAGGAAUUUCUAGGCCUAAUAAAACACUUUAAAAUCAUGGAGGGACUUAUUUAAGAAAAAAUGCCUGAUCUAGGUGACCAUCUUAGAUUAAACCAAGUUGAAAUAGAAGUCUUUUCUUCUGAUUGGUUCAUUAGUCUAUUCACCUCAUCAAUACCUUUAACCAAAACAACUAAACUUUUCACAGCUUUUUUCAAAGAUAGUUGGGUAUCUAUAUACAAGAUCAUCCUCAUGAUAUUAAAAUAUUUCAAAAAAAAGAUAUUACAAAUCAAUGAGUAUGGAGACAUAUUAAUAGCUCUCAAAAGUAAUGAAUUCUUUCCUUAGAACUAAUAGUCUUUCGAUAUCAAGAAGUCUGAAAUAUUCUGGGAUUAAAUAUUCAGCUUGAUGGACAUUAAAUUUGGAGAUGUUGACGAAGGAUUUAUAUAACAAAUCAGAAUAAAGUACAAAAUAAAGUGA
Stylonychia lemnae is the source of this 1944-nucleotide messenger RNA. The record is from the annotation of a GenBank genome assembly. NCBI's taxonomy places the organism in Eukaryota, Ciliophora, Spirotrichea, Sporadotrichida, Oxytrichidae.